Molecule: messenger RNA, 3840 nt
Organism: Manis javanica (Malayan pangolin)
Lineage: Eukaryota; Metazoa; Chordata; Mammalia; Pholidota; Manidae
Gene: POGK
Product: pogo transposable element derived with KRAB domain
Biological process (GO): regulation of DNA-templated transcription
Cellular component (GO): nucleus
Molecular function (GO): DNA binding
Source: RefSeq, a predicted model, not a curated record
GGACCCGCCUCCUGCCACCACGUGUCUCUCCGCGCCUCCCGCGGGGCCGCGCGCGCGGCGGCGGAGAGACGGGCAGGAUGGCGCCGUGACAGUCGGGCCGGAGCCCUCGGCGUCUGCAGGCGGCCCGGCCCGCGGCUCGGCCCUCGGCCCGGCGAGAUGGAGUCUGCCGCCUACCCUCUCAGUCUGACCCUGAAAGAAGAGGAGGAGGAGGAGGAGAUUCAGAGCCGGGAGCCGGAGGAUGGCCCCACGGACAUGCAGAAAGUGCGGAUCUGCUCAGAGGGCGGAUGGGUGCCGGCCCUGUUCGAUGAGGUGGCUAUAUACUUCUCCGACGAGGAGUGGGACAUUUUGACCGAGCAACAAAAGGCCCUCUACCGGGAAGUCAUGAGAAUGAAUUAUGAAACAGUCCUGUCCCUGGAAUUCCCGUUCCCUAAGCCAGACGUGAUCUCGCGGUUGGAAGGGGAGGAGGACUGUCCGAAUUCUGACGAGUGGCAGCUCCAAGGAGGACCCUUUCCAGAAAACGAAGACUCCUCGGACGUGAAGCCUCCAGACUGGGCAGGCCCACCGAACGCCACCUCCCACUUGCUGCAGCCUCGGCCCCUGGACGGCCUCGGCCUCCGUCUGCCCCAGGACAUGGCUGAGCUGCCCGAGUGGGGUGAGGGCUACCCCUUCUACAUGGCCAUGGGCUUCCCGGGGUACGACCUCUCGGCUGAUGACCUCGCCGGCAAGUUUCAGUUCAGUCGCGGCAUACGGCGCAGCUACGACGCGGGGUUCAAGCUCAUGGUGGUGGAGUUCGCCGAAAGCACCAACAACUGCCAGGCGGCCAAGCAGUUCGGGGUACUGGAGAAGAACGUCCGGGACUGGCGCAAGGUGAAGCCGCAGCUGCAGAACGCGCACGCCAUGCGGCGGGCCUUCCGCGGCCCCAAGAACGGGCGCUUCGCACUGGUGGACCAGCGCGUGGCCGAGUACGUCCGCUCCAUGCAGGCCAAGGGCGACCCGAUCACCAGGGAGGCCAUGCAGCUGAAAGCGCUGGAGAUCGCGCAGGAAAUGAAAAUUCCGGAGAAGGGCUUCAAGGCCAGCCUGGGCUGGUGCCGCAGGAUGAUGCGCAGGUACGACCUGUCCCUGAGGCACAAGGUGCCGGUGCCCCAGCAGCUGCCCGAGGACCUGACCGAGAAACUCGUCACCUACCAGCGCAGCGUGCUAGCCCUGCGCAGGGCACACGACUACCAGGUGGCCCAGAUGGGCAACGCCGAUGAGACACCUAUUUGCCUGGAGGUCCCAUCACGGGUGACUGUGGACAACCAGGGAGAAAAGCCCGUCCUGGUCAAGACGCCGGGCAGGGAGAAGCUGAAGAUCACAGCGAUGCUCGGCGUCCUGGCCGACGGCAGGAAACUGCCGCCCUACAUCAUCCUGCGGGGCACGUACAUCCCCCCCGGCAAGUUCCCGAGCGGGAUGGAGAUCCGCUGCCACCGGUACGGGUGGAUGACGGAGGACCUGAUGCAGGACUGGCUGGAGGUGGUGUGGAGACGCAGGACCAGCGCGGCGCCCAAGCAGCGAGGCAUGCUGAUCCUCAACGGCUUCCGCGGCCACGCCACCGACUCGGUGAAGAGCUCCAUGGAGAGCAUGGACACCGACAUGGUCAUCAUUCCCGGGGGCCUGACCUCGCAGCUGCAGGUGCUGGACGUGGUGGUCUACAAACCGCUCAACGACAGUGUCCGCGCCCAGUACUCCAACUGGCUGCUGGCCGGGAACCUCGCGCUCAGCCCCACCGGCAACGCCAAGAAGCCGCCCCUCGGCCUCUUCCUGGAGUGGGUCAUGGUGGCCUGGAACAGCAUCUCCAGUGAGUCCAUCGUCCAGGGGUUCAAGAAGUGCCACAUCUCCAGCAACCUGGAAGACGAAGAUGACGUCCUGUGGGAGAUCGAGAGCGAACUGCAGGGAGGAGGGGAGCCGCCCAGAGAGUGCGAGGCGGAGGGUGUGACCGAGAGCAACUGAAGCAAAUGGAACUGUGUUUGAAACAGCUGGGGAGGAAAAUCCUCAAGAAGACUCCUCGAUGCAUGGAUGCACCGGGAACGGCUGCAAAAGGCCCUGGGGCCCAUGACAGCUGGGUCCGGACAGCAGCCUGUGCCUCCUAUCCUGGGACACAGCCAGCCCGCCCCACCCCCAGGAAAUGUCAGGAAAGUCUAAGACCCUUAAUUUCAUCGGAGACAUGGUUAGGAAAGAAACUGCUUCUGCCUCAUUUCUUGUUCUAGAGAUUGCUCCGCGUGUCCAUCAGAAGGAACCUGUAAAUACAAACGAACCAUGGCGUUGCCUGGGGAAGAGGCCAUUUGUCCGACACUAACAAGACACUCACGAUACGGGCCCGACUCCCCUGUGUCCUUUCUGGGGAGAAAACCUCAAGAAAUUGUUUUCUUCUGCCUUUAGAAAUGCUUCCAAGAGAAGAGCCUGUCCCCACACAGGUCAGCACUGCAGAGCAGGCUUUGUAGAAAUGUGUCAUUUAUAUACACCUGCUACUUACGCGUUUCUUUUGGGAAAAAUGAAAUACUAAUGAUAACAAAACUCAGACAUCCUGGCCUGGUUGCCAGCAGGUGGCUUUUCUAUAUAGACAACCUAGGUUAGGGUGGAAGAUAACAGGUUAAAAUACACUAUGCUCUUAUUUAUCUUCCCAAACCGGUUGGCAGCUAGACUUUUUAAGGGUCUCAUUUAAUGGCCCUGUUUUUCAUUACUGUUAUAUUUAACGAUAAGGUGGCACUUUAGUACACAAGCUCUUGUUUCUCAGGCUGCCUGCAGAAGUCACCAUAAAUUGUCUGCUGUGUACGUGGUACAAGGCUCACUAACUCAUCUGCUACAUGUUCAUUUCUUUAAUAUUUUUAUCACAAGGGUGGUAAGAGGACCUGGGCCUUUAGCCACAACCGUUUCAAGACUUCUGAUCCCCUUCUAUCCUGCAGGGAGAGAUGGGAGGUCUUUGAAUUUUUACACUAUUGUAAUUUGCAUUCCCACAGAAGUCAAGUGUUAUGGAAACAUUCCUUCAAAGCUGUCUGUACUACAGAAAAUAUGCCAGAACCUCAGAGACAAAGCCAUUGCUAGAAACGUCAUUCCAUCGUCCAAUCUGGAGAACAAGCGGCCAUGACCACCUUUCCUUCCGGUGGGCUCAGCUCGUUUGUAUAUUAUACUGUUCUUGGCAUCUUGAAACACCUAUUUCUACUCAGGUACUCAUUUUCCUAUUAGUGAUCCACCUUUCUCAUUUUUUUAAAGCCAGGUUUCUCCCAGAGGAGGUUUCACUUCUGGUAUCCAAGUAUUUGACUUGUUUUUCCAUGUGCUUUAUCUGCACUGUGUUCUUUGUCAUCUCAAAUGGCAUCUAAAUCCAGCUACUUUCCAUUCCAGACGUUCCCAUUCCCUCCAAUUCCACUUAAUUUAUCCUCCACUGCCCUGAUUCCUGGCCCUUUCCUCCCGGUGUCCCAUUUUACUUGCUUUGGGAGCUUAAAAGGAUCUUAGGACUAAUUUUGGGUUCCUCCAUUGGAGCCACAGUUACCUUGCAGAGAGUAGUAGAAAAUGGGUUCAACUUCUGUUUCGUUCCACCACCACCUCGAGUCUCAUCAUCAGCUGACAGAUGAUGCCUUACAGGCUGCAUAGCACUAGAACUUUCCUAGAGUAAUGGCUCAGCUGUGAGGAUUUUUCUGGGCUCCUUCUUCCACUGACUGAAUUACGAUCUAUGCUAACAGAGCCCCAGUGCAGUUUUGCAGACUGGCUGUUACCCUGGAGUGACUAUAGCACACACUGAGACACACCUGUGCUCCCCAGUAGAUAGAAACUGACCUCAACAAUAAACUUUGAUAAUAAAGACAA